Fusarium tjaetaba is the source of this 3999-nucleotide messenger RNA. RefSeq names its product CMGC DYRK DYRK2 kinase. The record is from RefSeq and is a predicted model, not a curated record. The transcript is spliced from 3 exons. The coding region runs from base 1 to 3999 and encodes 1332 amino acids. Gene Ontology annotation, biological process: peptidyl-serine phosphorylation; peptidyl-threonine phosphorylation. Gene Ontology annotation, molecular function: protein serine/threonine kinase activity; ATP binding. Lineage: Eukaryota; Fungi; Ascomycota; Sordariomycetes; Hypocreales; Nectriaceae.
AUGCUCAGCGCAACUCCUUCCAAUAAUCAUUCCAUUUUUUCUUUUAGUCGCGAUGGAGAUUCAGGUCAAUUAAACGACUCGACUGCCUCUUUCGAUUUCUUGCCCUCUGUCAGCUUCGACGAUUUACAGAGUAGCAUCGAAUCCGCUUCAACAGAUUUCAAACUGACCCAAUUCCCGUCUCCCAACGGGGAAGGGGGCAUCCUCGACACGCACGGGGUCGAUAACGCCAGUAUGUCUUCUAGAUCUCAAGUAGGUCCAUCAUUGAAUGGUGCUGCCACUCGAACUGCCGUCCAAACCAACACUCGACCCGCUCGAUCAGGCUCGCUACUGCGACGACCUAGUAAUUCCAACAGACCGCCUGCCAAUGCCUCUGGUGCUUCUGGUCCGACUGAUCAUAUCCACGGGCCGGGCGCAGCACGCUCUCGUCGACAAAGUCAAUACCCGCCUGUCUCCAAUACCGUCGUGCCCAAACCUCCUCGAAAGUCGAUCGGCCCAGGAAUUGUUGGCGAUGGGGAUUAUGGAAGCCGACCUCCCCAGAAGCGACGCCCCAGUCUCUUCUCCGAAGGGACGCCUACGGGCUCGACGAGAGCUUCCAUGGACGCCAAUUCAUCGUGGCUCGAUAAUACAAGGAAUUUCCCCAACUCAAGGGCUGCGAAAUCCAAAUCAGUACAACCGCCACCACGACCAAAUCAAACCAACCUUGGUCUUGGUAACACCCUCACCCCAGAGCAGAACCGACACUCUACCCUGGCCCCGCGAUCACCUCGGGUCGGAGGCCGAUUGAGCACGCCGUCCUCCGCCAACAAGAGGGUUUCGAUGAUGCCCGGCGCCCACCAUUCAUCACAUGCGACUGGCCUCGGCGCGAGGACAAUUAGUCCCACUGAUACAAGGAGGAUGAAACGACUCUCGACCAUGCCGCAGUCAUUGAGUCUUGGUCAGGUUUCUACCCCUCCGCCUCCACCACCAGUGUCGAUGAACAAUCAGCCUGAGAGAGCUGAAUCGAAAUCACCUUCCAUGAUUCCGAGACGAACUUCUGGUACCCCAUCAUCCUCGAGAACUACGCCAGACCUCCACCGUAAAUCCUUCAACUCAAAUCUUUCAGUUAACUCGGGCUUCAGCCUGAACUCGGCCAGAACAUCGACUGGAUCGCUACACCGUAUAUCUGGUUCGUCAUCAACGUCGCGCUUGCCUGCACCAAAACAUACCACAGUCCACAAUCCUAUUCCGACUGACGAUGACGAAUAUGUUCCGCCUGUCCCUGCUAUACCGAAAGCCUACGAGUCGCCGAAAGACUCGCCAGCAGACAAUUAUUUCAUGGAGAAGAAAAAGACCGCGCUUAGUAACAUGGAUGCCAUGGGCAUGAACUCAAACUCUACUGGAGUCAUUUCUAUGCCUGUCUUUCCUGAACCCACAAAGCUUCAGAGAAAGCCCAGCGCGCGAAAGAGCUAUGUACCGAGUGUAGCGGCUGAGCCUGAUAGCAAGGCCACUCCUCCAAAUAAGCGACAUCUGCAACCUCUAAGACUGCCACCAAUUAACCUGGGACCUUUGAGCACCCCAACUGCUAACAAGAUUGCAGCAUUGCAGGACCACAGCAGUGUAGAACGGCACGAAACUCCACCGCCAGCCCGGCAAUUGCCAAAGACACCCACAACCCCUAUGACAGCUUCCAAAAGCUCCUUCUUCGCUAAGAGUCGCCAUGGCGAUACUCCUGAGCUCCCCUCUCUUAGGAGCAGCAGUUCAGUUCAUCACACACAUCUUACGCCCACACCCCCUGACGCUAGUUCGACCGAAUCAUCGCUAGCUUUCAAGGAACUUGAUCACAAGCAAAGCAUGUCACCUUUCUUGUCAUCCUCGUUACCCAAGGGGGGCGGAGACCAUGGUUUCUUGAAGAGGUCUAAGACGGGAGCCGACUUUAUGACUUUGGAUGAAAACAUGUUCCAAGAUCAAAUCCACCAGAAGCCAACGGGUCCUCGUGUGCCCAAAGAAGCAGAACCAACUCCCAAAUCUCCUCAACCGGAACCUUCGCUGGAUGAGCCACAAACACCCUCCUCGAUGAGCUCUAUUCGACGAAAACUCAGUCUCUCAUGGAAGCGUGGGAACUCCAAGAGCAACAUUACUGCCCCCACAGAUGUGGUUGAGAAAGGCAGCGCGAAGCAACCAGAGGAACCUAUGCCUCCUCCCAGGAUCCCCAUCUCCUCCACUUUAAAUAACCUGUCAACUCUCAAGCAAGCCAGUCCUUCCCCAACCGUGAAGCAACCUCCUGGAGGGUAUCUUGAGUCACGGAGGCGAAAGAGCUCUGGUGGAAGCCUCAAUGGGUUUAUAUCUCACGACAAGACAAAAAGCGAAUCUUGGACUGUGAAGAAAACAGUGCCAGACCCUUCAACAAUGCCCGUUGGUCGAAAUACCUCAGUCAUGCAGAAAAUCCUUCGCCCCAGGAAUUCUUCUGGCAUGUCGAAGGGCCCUGACUCAUACUCUGCAGACCUCGACAAGGACGAUGUGGCAGCAGAAGAAGAGAUGGCUAAGUUGGGUUCCAGGCGCAAAGAGACGGACGUUGCUGCUAGAACCCUCGACGCACUUAGAAAGCGAGCCACCCCCAAAGAGCGAGUUGGCGCCCACGAAGCCAUUCGCAUUGCCAUGCUCAAUAUUUAUGAGAGGGGUGAAAUUGUGGACUAUACCGAUGUGUACUUUUGCGGGACACAGAACGCCCACAAGGUUGUCGGUGAUCUCCAGUCUGACGCACCAAACUUUGGAUAUGAUGACGAGCGUGGCGAUUAUACCAUUGUGCCUGGAGACCACCUUGCAUAUCGAUAUGAGAUCAUUGAUGUUCUAGGAAAGGGAAGCUUUGGACAAGUCGUCCGAUGCAUUGAUCACAAGACUGGCGGCCUGGUAGCUAUCAAGAUCAUAAGGAACAAGAAGAGAUUCCAUCAACAAGCCCUUGUGGAGGUCAAUAUUCUGCAAAAGCUUCGUGAAUGGGAUCCGAAGAAUAGGCACAAAUUACUGGAUAUGAAUCUCUAUGAGCUCAUCAAAGCCCACGCUUUCAGAGGAUUCUCCAUCAAAAUCAUUCGGCGCUUCACCAAGCAGAUUCUCAGCUCACUCAAUCUGCUCAAGCAGCACAAAGUUAUUCAUUGUGAUCUCAAACCUGAAAAUAUUCUCUUGCGACAUCCUCUCCAUGCGGAAAUCAAGGUCAUUGACUUUGGCUCCAGCUGUUUUGAGAAUGAGAAGGUGUAUACGUAUAUUCAGUCUCGCUUCUACCGUUCACCAGAGGUCAUCCUUGGCAUGACCUAUGGUAUGCCGAUUGACAUGUGGAGCGUUGGCUGUAUCUUGGCAGAACUAUAUACUGGAGUCCCCAUUUUUCCUGGUGAAAACGAACAAGAGCAACUUGCUUGUAUCAUGGAGGUCUUUGGGCCUCCUGAGAAGCACUUGAUUGAGAAGAGCACUCGAAAGAAACUUUUCUUCGAUUCAAUGGGCAAACCCCGUCUUACAGUAUCGUCUAAAGGUCGCAGACGUCGCCCUUCUUCCAAAACUCUAGGCCAGGUGCUCAAAUGCGAUGACGAGGUCUUCAUAGACUUUCUGCAUAGGUGCUUACGCUGGGACCCCGAACGACGCAUGAAACCUGAGGACGCGAUUCGGCACGAGUUCAUUACUGGGCGUAAGAUGCCCGUCCCUCGUAUGCCGCCAACUCGCGAAUCAUCACCCAUGAAGCGGCAUAACACAAUCUCGACGCCGCGGCCUCUGCCAGAGCCUCCAGGUGCUGGUGCCAAACCCCCAACGUCUAUGCGAACGGGAGCCAGCCCUCACAAACUAGUCUCUGGUGGUGUGCGAAAAACUUCUGGGACCACGGGGCCUAUCGGCUCAAUGCCAACCAAACGAACGAGCGCCGGUACGGCUGGGCUCGCACAAGGAGCAAGUGGCUUGCCUCGAGCUGCUGGUAGGAGUGUGAGUGCGAAGCAGGACCUGGCCGCUGCGGGUGCAACAGCCGCAAUGACUCGACGAACAUAG